Diaporthe citri is the source of this 903-nucleotide messenger RNA. RefSeq lists its product as uncharacterized. The record is from RefSeq and is a predicted model, not a curated record. The transcript has 5 exons. Lineage: Eukaryota; Fungi; Ascomycota; Sordariomycetes; Diaporthales; Diaporthaceae. Bases 1 to 903 code for a protein of 300 amino acids.
AUGAAGGACCACGAGCUCCCAUCCAUCGCCCAGAAGGCGAUUGAGCAUCUCUUGCGUUACCAUGAUAGCUGCCACACGGGCUUGACGGAUCUGCACAAAGACAUCAUCAAGCAGAGGAUCGAAGCACUUCUCCCCCUGAAAUCGCUGGCAGCCGACAAUGACGUUGCCAACAUCGAAAUUGUCUCGGACGCAGCCAUGUCAUUUCUCGACGUCUACAACCUGGAGCACCUGGAGAAUCCGCUCAACCACAAGUGGCUGUACAUCGGCGUGCAGACUCUGGCCUCCAUUGACCUCAAGCCCGCCCUGGUGAGCGGAGAGGUGAGGCGCCUCUCAGAGGCCUCAAUCGAGACGGAAACUCGCGCCAUUGACUCUAGCCCAGACCGCCACGACAUGUCCCAGCCCGACGAGACCGAAGCCCACGAUAUUGCUGAUCCCAAUGAUAUCCAUCACAAUCCCCCGACUGCGCCGGCAUCCAAUACUGACGACAGACCUCGAGAAGAGCAAGCCUCGGCCGGAGGGGAAGAGUCGCCUUCCGUGAAGACCACUCGGUCCAGAAGGAAGAGGAGGUCGAGCGGGUCGCAGGCCGCGAACGGAAAUGACCCGUGGGGAGACGAGGAGAUCAUGAAGUUGAUCAAGUGGAAGGUGCAGGGCAUGACCCAUAAGGAGGUCGGCGCCAGGCUUGGCAGGAGUGAGCCCGCGUGCGCCAUCCGGCACUCAAUAGUCCUGAAGCAGGAUAGGUGGAUCGAGUUUGCUCGGGCGUACCGGGAGAAGAGGGCGGCUGGCGAAACUUCGGAUGCGGAGGGCGAGAAUGAGAUUGAGAUCGGGGAGAAGGACGAGCUGGCCAAGGAGGAUGAGGAGAUGAAGGAGCCAGAGGAGCAGGAGGAUUCUUGCGAGAUGAGUUGA